UUGCUCAUGGAGAGCAGUGUGCUGUAUUAUGCCGUUCUAUAUUCCUGAUUAAAAAAAAAAAAAAUCUAUUGAAAGGUAGCGUAGGAAGCAGCCGUGCUAGCUGAUAAUUACUAAAGCUGAGAAUGCCUUCAAGCUCCCAUUUUGACGAGCUGCUGACUGCUGUUCCUAUUAGCUGAUCUCAGAAGAUGGAAUGCAGGCUGAUAAUGCUGCAUAUCCUUUAUCAGGCGGUGGAGUAGGUUUUUGUCUUGUAAAGGCAAGGUUCCCCUGCAUCGUUAUCUGAGCGGCUCAAUACUAGCUGUGUUCCCAGAGAAAGCUCAGUGACCCAAAAGAAGGGUGUAGCCUUUUAGAGAGCUGGGCUUUUUUAAACAAGCCGACAGCAGCAGUGUAGAAGCAAGGUGUACUGCUCGCCGGCUGUGUGCCGCAUCCUCCCCUCUCAGGGUAACAAGAUCCCAACCAGCUGAAUCAGUGUUACCUUGGGACUAAGGCAUCCAAUACCACUACUGAGCAGCUCAUACUGGAGCCGCUUGGAUUUGCCCAAGAGCGAAACUCCCAGAGAGGCGAGAAACCUGUACCGCGGCUUCAUCCACACACACAAGCCCCGGAGCCCGGGCUCCCCCCUACCUGCGCGCUUGCACUCGCCCAAAGCGCUCAAAGCACCUGCUCCUCGGCAAACUGAAGACCUGUAAAGUAGAAGCUUCAAGAUGAACACAGAUAGCGGUGGAUGUGCUCGCAAGCGUGCUGCAAUGUCUGUUACACUAACAGCUGUGAAGAGAGUACAGAGUUCUCCAAAUCUUUUGGCUUCAGGUCAAGAUUCACAUCCUUUGGAUUCAGAUGUCUGGAGGUCAUAUAAUGAUUCCCUCAAAGAUGGUCUCAAUGAUGACUCGGGUGGUUCUUCCCUUACAGCCAAAGGUUUUAGAAGUGUCCGGCCAAACUUGCAAGAAAAGAAAUCGCCAACCCAGAAAUCUGUAAAAGUGGCAGUACCUCUGCCUCCUCCAAGGAAGGGAAGCUAUUACAGAUCAACUACUUACCCACAGGGUGAUGAUAAUGAGAAUUCAGCACCCACAAUGCUAACCCAAUCAGGUGUUCAGUCGCUAACCAAUAGGGAAAGCUUUCUGUACUCUGCAAAGCAAAGCAAAAACAUGAUGCAGACUCAUACCACUACUAAUCCUCACAUUUCUUUCUCCAAAUUAAAUAUGAAAGCUGAGGAUACAAAUAGUAUGCUCAUUCACCAUGACAGCAGUCAGGAUUCAAAACAUCGGAGAGUUUCCACUCUUAAAUUAAUCCUGAAAGAAAGCCCUACAAAUAAAACUCAAUCUAACAUGCACUUUAUUAAAGACAGUGCUCCACUAGUGCCAGCACCACCUCCCACCAUAAUACCAGAGGCCCGUAGGCAAUCACCCGAAAAGCACACAGCUUCCCUGUCAGUGUCAAUAGCUUCCAACCUUGCUACAAAGGCAGAAGAUAAACCAGAAAGUCACCGAUGUUCUACAGUACAUUCUACUGAUACAUUCAAAGUGCCUGCUGCUUGCUAUUCUGGACACGCGGCUUCAUUUCCUUCAGCGACAUGGUCUGCAGAGUCCCAAGUGACUCCGGUAACAGUUAAUGGAAGUUCAGGCAGUCCAGCUAGUCCAAUGAGCCAUUAUCAGAGGACCUUUUCUCCAUCUCCAACAUACCCUUCCUCCCGGUCUCUCAACUCCAGCAUGGUAAUGCAGCAUGGUGCCAUGAUGGAAUCCACUGAAUCCUAUUCCCAGCAGUUCCCGUCAGAUGUCAGCAGAAGCAGCAGUACAAUACCAAUAUGCAGGAUUUCAGAGGAAGAGAAGAAAGUCACAGUAAUUAAGGCACCACACUAUCCAGGAAUUGGCCCUGUUGAUGAGUCUGGAAUCCCAACAGCAAUUAGAACGACGGUUGACCGACCAAAGGAUUGGUACAAGACCAUGUUCAAACAAAUUCACAUGGUUCAUAAACCAGACAAUGACAUGGAUUAUCCUAGCGCAGCCUAUGCAUAUAAUUCUGAUAAUUACAGUGCAACUCUUCCCACCUUUUCACAUCCUGCUGCGAAGACACACACAUACAGGCCUCUCACUAAAAGUGUCUCAGACAAUGGCACUGAUGUAUUCCGAGAGUCAUCCCCUCUUCCUCCUCCUCCUGUACCUGUGCCUCCUCCAGCUGUGCCUCUUCGACCACGGGAGCAAUCCUCCCUUGAUAAGAAUGAAUGGGAACCACCUGACAGAAAAGUAGAUACCCGCAGGUUUCGCUCUGAACCAAGAAGUAUUUUUGAAUAUGAGCCUGGAAAAUCAUCUAUCCUUGAACAUGAGCGGCCGAAUGGGCGCAUAUAUCCAGAUGAGAUAGAUUUAGAAAAUGAGCCAUGGUAUAAAUUCUUUUCAGAGCUGGAAUUUGGACGUCCGCCUCCUAAAAAGAUAUUGGAUUGUUUUCAAGAGAGCCCCCCUCGUGUGCCUACUGAGACCUCGUUGUACCAGCCUUCAAUAGAGAAAGGAAUAGAGAGACCUUCCAGUUCAGCAAGCGACUACAGGAAAAGAAGGAAGUCUGAGCCCAGUGUCAGCCACCAGAGAUCACACAGCGACCAGAAUGCAAGCAGAAAUACCUUAAGCCGCAUAGAUAUUCAGAGCAAAAACACUACCCCAAGAAAACCAUACAUCAACUCUUCUCCUUCUUCCCCCUCAAGGGCAAAAGGUGGGGAUGUUAGCAGAAUGUAUCCACCCCUGUUUACAUAUUCAGUUCCAAAACAAAAUGGCUCCAAUGGGUUAGAUUACUGUGGCAGCUACAGUCAUCAUUUAGUGGUGCCACAUGAUACGGCGCGGUCUAUAAACUUUAAGAAUGGCUGGCAGAUGACCCGUCAAAAUGCUGAAGUAUGGAGUAGCACUGAGGAGACAGCAUCUCCAAAAAUAAAGUCAAGGAGCUGCGAUGAUUUGUUGGCAGAGGACCAUAGUAAUUUUUGUAAUACUCAGACCAAAUCAGAGAGCAUGGGCUCCCUACUGUGUGAUGAGAAAUCUCCACAGAAUAUCCCUUUGGCCUGGGGUAAUUCCUAUAAAUCAGAGGGCUGCGCUUCAAACCAAUCCAGGGUUCGUCACAGAUCUGCCCACGACACCCCUGGUUUCCUAAAACUGUACAAAAAAAUGCACCGUAUCAAUCGCAAAGAUCUAUUGAGUUCGGAAGUGAUCUGUUCAGUGAAAUCUCGGAUAUUACAGUAUGAACAGGAACAACAAAAGGGCUUAUAUGCGGGGUGGAGGGCCGAUUCAGAAGAGGUGCCGAGAGAUAUGGUCCCAACUAGGAUAUCAGAGUUCGAACAACUGAUUCAGAAAUCCAAAUCUAUGCCAAAUUUAGGGGAUGAAAUGUUUUCGGCAGUCAGCUUAGACAUUUCUACUAAUAGUUCUUGUCCGAAGCGACGGUUCUCUAUCGAAUCUCUGCUAGAUGAGGAAAGCCAAGAAAGACAUGUUUCUCAGGUACAGCACAAUGGCAAAACCAAAAGCCUUGUGCCGGUACAUAUUGAGGUAACAAGUGAUCAGAUCCCAAGGUCAAAUAUGGACUUCUCUGACAGUGACCAAGAUGCUGUUGUUUCAGACCUGAGUGACUUUAUCCAGAUUGAGGGCUCCUCCUUUUGCAGCGAAAGUGAUUUUGACCACUAUUCGUUCACGUCUUCUGAAAGCUUUUACGGGUCAGGACAUCAUCAUCACCACCACCAUCAUCACCACCACCAUCAUCGGCACCUCAUUAGUUCUUGCAAAGGAAGAUGCCCGGCAUCGUACACCCGCUUCACCACCAUGCUAAAACAUGAAAGGGCUAAACAGGAGAAGAUUGAGUCUCCGGGGAAACAUGAAUUAGAUUCAGGUCUUUCCAAAAUUGCAUUCCUAGUCAGCCCAGUGCCUUUUCGUAGGAAAAAGAGCGCAACUCCAAAAAAGCAAGCAGAGAAACCAAGAAGUAAAGCUUCUGUGUUUGAAGCAUUGGAUUCUGCCCUCCAGGAUAUCUGUGACCAAAUAAAAGCAGAGAAGCGGCGAGGUAGCUUGCCUGAUAACAGCAUCCUACACAGACUCAUUAGUGAGCUCCUUCCUGAUGUCCCUGAAAGGAACUCAUCCCUAAAAGCUUUUCCUCUUUCCACCCCACUGCCUCAAGAUGGUGCUAUUCAUUACCCAGUGUUCCAAAACGACUGUGAAUCGCCUCCUGACGGUGUCGCCUACCAGGACAUGGAUGCUACUAACAACAAUGCCCAAGAAAAUUCAUUCUGUUUUCAAGCUGAUCCAGAGUCUCCCCGCAGCUAUUCCUCUGCUUUCACUAAUGUUACCCGAAGUGUCGCAAGAAGGGGUGCCCAAGAGAGAGAGCCUGCUCGAGCUGUGUAUGACUUCAAAGCACAGACUCCAAAAGAACUGUCUUUCAGUAAAGGAGAUACAGUCUAUAUCCUCAGGAAAAUAGACAAGAACUGGUACGAAGGGGAGCACCAUGGGAGAAUAGGGAUAUUUCCAGUUUCAUAUGUUGAGAAAAUGACCCUGACAGAAAAAUUACAGCCAGCGCGCCCCCCUCCUCCAGCACAGGCCCGAGAGAUCGGAGAGGCAGUGGCUAAAUACAAUUUUACUGCUGACACAAACGUGGAGCUUUCACUCAAAAAGGGUGAUAGAGUUUUGCUUCUUAAGCAAGUUGACCAAAACUGGUAUGAAGGUAAAAUUGUGGGGACUAAAAGGCAGGGAAUCUUCCCUGUGGCCUAUGUGGAGAUCUUAAAAAAGGGUCCGUCCAAAAGUGCUGGGGAUUCCUCCCAUUGUCCAGGACCUCAGAGCACUUCAAUAGACAGGAUGCACAAUUCAAGUCCUGCCACGUCGGCUGCAACUAAGAGGCUACGUACUCCACCCCUUACUCUAAGGCCUGACUCAGCUUCCUGUACAGACACUAGUAAGGGGAAAUUAGAUGCUGUCACCAGCGAAUGGUUAAAUUUGACUGUUGGCUUUUCACCAUCAACUACACCUGCCCCAACCCUACCGCCUUUUCCUGACCAAUUUCUUUCCAGUGCAGAGAAGCCUAGCUCUUUGCCAUUAACUGUAAUCCAGCCCGAACCAUUUAGUUCAAGUAAUUUCACUCCCCGAAUUGAAGAAGGACAUUUUGUUCCAAUAACGUCCCCCAAAACCAUUUCGAGUUGCCACCUUCCCGUACCUCCACUCUUUCCUGAUACAGUAAUUUCCAGUCCCAUAAUUCAACAGAUUGAAACCUCUGUAAUGCCUUUAACUAAUAGUGAUAAAUGCAUUCAAGAAGAGACUUUUUUGGCACAGUCAGAUAUACAAGGACUUUGCUGUGGCAAACACGCCACUGCAAUCUCUUCUGAUCUUUCUAAUGUAUCCGAGCCAGUAGCUGCUGACCCAAUCCACACAGAGUCUGCUACAAACGCUCUGUCGCCCAAAAACCUGCAAUUGGUGGAUGACCAGGAAGAGGAAAUCUGUGAGGAGCUGCUGUCAAUCAUCGAAGGGGGUCAGAUGAAAAGUCAAGAUUCAGGGUUUUAUAGGUGCGAACCUCAUGCAGAGCAACUUCCAGCACUCUACAUAGAGGAAGAUGGGACCAGCGAAAACCUAAAAGCUCCAGUAAAAAGCAUAACGCAUCCUAUUGCAGGUCAUGAGGAAUGUCCAUCCAGUUCUAAUACAGAGCUUUCUUCCAGCCAUCCAUUUCAUGCUGUCAGCACCCCUCCAUCUGAAUCUGUAUGUUCACAUCCUACUGUGUCUCCGUUCUCCUCUUCUUUAACCAAAUUCACAUCCAGACAGGAGUCACAAUCCCCAAGGUCCAAGGCAAUUUUUAAAAGUGACCUAGUAGUUGUUGGUAAGCCUCCGCGUAGUCCGGUGAUGUCUAGAAAAACCUGCAAUUCACCUGUGAAAAGUCCCAGCAUCACACACAGGCGCCCAGUGUUUACUCAUGAAAAUAUACAAACCCUGGGUGAACCAUAUCAGUCCUUGUACAACUACAUGCCACGCAAUGAAGAUGAGUUGGAGUUGAGAGAAGGAGAUGUGAUUGAUGUCAUGGAAAAAUGUGAUGAUGGAUGGUUUGUAGGGACAUCAAGGAGGACUAAAUUCUUUGGAACUUUCCCCGGAAACUACGUGAAGAGGCUGUGAAUAAAUGUUGUUCUCCUGCUGCCUGACACUGCACAUUUAUGUGAGAAUGCUAACCAUUCAAGUGUAAUCCCCGCUGCUGCUGCCUGCCAACAUCAACAAGCAGUAUUAGAGUUCAAUGGACACAUUUCUUGCUAUAGCUCAGUCUAGCCCGCCUCCAUUCAUUAUUUUCUCUCCUUGCUUUCCACAAUUCCUUUUAUUGCCUUUUUAUGUUACUCUGAGGAACAGGUGCUACACUCUCACGUUAGCAAUGCUUCACAGGACAAUCCGGCAUCUUGGAUAGAGUUUUUGGUUCCAGUUAUUGAUAAUGACAAAGCCAGGCAUGCUAUUUGUUGUUAUCUGUAGGAACAGAGACAUGUAGUUUUAGUCUAAUGGUUAGUUAAAAUAUAAGGCUGCACAGACUGGUUAGAUGUGGUGAUGCCUCUGCCCUCAUAUCUCCACCAGCGCUGUUAUAUGAGACCAAUCUGAUAAUGCCAGAAGCUGUUUUAAUUACAAGCAUUGAAACCUUGCCAAUGAUUCUUUAGGUACUUAUUUAAUGUGUAUAAAUAAUCAAUGUCAAUAAUCAAUUAAUCAUUGAUUUCCCAAAAUGAACCCUUUUUAAUUUUUCAACUGCUAAAAUAACCUGUAUGUAAACAUUAUCCCUAGCAUUGGUUAUUGACCCUUUCCUUGGUAAAAUUAUCAAAAACUACAGUGGCCUGCAUACUGCGCCUACCUUUAUUGCCUGGCAUAGUUUUGUUAGCAACAGGCAUAUAAAUGCCAGGCAGUAAAGCCUGUACUUUCUGAUGUAUCUGACUAGAAGAGGCUGACACUUGUUUCUCUUCUAUAAACCUGGAUACAGGUGAUGCAGAGGGUUCAGCAUUUGUUUGUCCAUAUCAGAUUAUAAAUGAUAUGAAUGUCGACUGAAUUUGGUUAGACAAGGGAAUGGGAUGACCUAUCAGUUUUACUACUGACCUAAAGCAUAGGAUUAGCUAACCAUAAGGCAUAUGUUUAGUAUAAUUAUACAGGCUGGGGUGUGUUCACUGCACUUAUUUUAUACAUUUAUAUUAAUGUUUGCCUGGGUUACACAUCAUUAUAUAGGGUACUAGCACUGCAAACCAACAAGGCACAAGUAUUAACCCUGACUGAUAUUUUCCUACAUUGUUCUCAUUAGGUGUAUUUAACUGCAGGACAAUUGUGUGAAGGUAAGCACAAACCUGGUAUUGAUAACAUCAUGGAGGAAGCUGGUUCCUUGCUGUUAUUGGUGCAAAACCGGUAUAGGGGACAAAUGCAGCAGUUCACUGAGCUACAUGUUCUGAUAUAGUGCAGUAUAAAUAAGUUAUUUAGUGUCAUCUUUAUUGCCUUGUGUUCAUUUCUGUAUUCACUCUGCAUUUAUUCAUCACUGCAAGAUCUAGAAAAUUGAUGGGCAACCUGAUGAACUGCAUCCCCCAGUUCCCCCUCUACCCAGACAAGCUUUGGCUACAAGUGGGGAAACUAGGAGACAGUACAGCAACCACAGGGCGACAUGUUACUCGUGCUCAAUAUAUAGCUCCUCUGUGAGAGACCUAUCUUGGGAGAAAAUAGUAUAUAGUAAUGGUAAAACUGUAUGCAGCAACCACAGCCAGAUAUUCUCAGGGGAUGCUGGGAGAUGCAUUUCAGAUAGAUGGGGGAAUUCAUUUUUACCAGCUUUCAUUCAGCAGCUUUUAAUGGCUGAAAUUAAAUACAGAUGAAUUUAGACCUUUUUCACCUUUAUGAUCUUGUAGUCGGUUAUAUUUGUUUAAAAAAAGGAAUUGCUCAACAAAGGUUCAAUGCCUUGGCUGCAUAAAUGCACCCCAGUUGCUUUGGUACAUGUUUCAAUACGUGUCUCAGCUACGCAGAACACCUUUUUAUUGGACUACUCAUAGCAAAAUCAGUUACAUUGCAACUGUUCUCGGUUUAUUAUAGUAAAGUGUGAGUGCACUAGAGUCAAGCCAUUAAGUGGCUCCAAUUUAGUAUCAAAAAAUCAGUAGGGACCGCACAUUCAAAAAGGGAACAAAAGGAACAAUUUAUUGCAUCAAAAGCAAAAUACAUAAAAGUAAGGUCAUUUUAUUAUGUAUUUUGCUUUUUGAUUCAAUAAAUGUUUCCUUUUGUUCACUGGAGCAUGCAAUUUCUAUAAGACUGGACCAAUCAAUUACACUGAGCUUUUUAAAGCCAUUUCCCAGUUGAGUUUCCCUGUUAUUGUCAUGUUGUGUUCUAGGGAGAAAUUCAUAAUAAACGUCAGUAUUCUAGAGGAGGGUAGCAGAUUUAGGGCCAGAAUGCCUUCAUAUUUGGAGUUUUCCAUUUUCCCUUUUACCCUUACCAGAGCCCCAAUUUCUAAUGAAGAAAGUCUGCAUGAUGUUGCCUAUCACCAUCAGUAGCAUUAGGUACUGUGUUCCAUACACAAUAAGCUGCGCUGGCUUUUAAUCAAACUUUUCUUUUAUUAUUAAAUCUGAAAAGAGCAAAUAUUGAAAAUGGAUUUCAGAGAGUGAAUCUUCUUGCAAAAUUUAAAAUGGUUUAGAUGUUCUUUAUGUUCUUCUGUCUUGUCAGCCUGCCACACAGCUCAUACGUUACAGCAUAACGUGCAUACGUUAACUACUAUUGUUGAUUACAAGAUCUUGUUAAAGGUGAAAAAGUGUCUCAAGUGGUUUAUUGUCAUUUCACCAACAUUAGCAUGUCAAUAAAGGAACAUGGACUUUUCAUAUCCACUGUACUUCAUGUUUGUGUUUUCUGUAACAUACACACAUACUCAUUUGUUGAGCUUUACUGCACAGACACCAACUACUGCUUUGUGCUUUAACAGAAGAAACAUAGAACACAGUGUUCUAAGCUGGACUGUAAUUGGUCCAAUUACGUGUGAGUCUCAUGUCACUGAGGUGUAUGCACACUAGGUUGUAUUACUGUAUUUAAAGUAUACAAUUACUACUUAACUGAGUAAAGGCUGUGACUUCUAAUUCCAGAGUAGGAAAGAGGAAUCAGUAGUACAGUAAUGUUCCUGAGGCUCACAAUGAUCAUGACUAGUCUUGUUUUUUCACCAGUUUUAGUGAUGUUUGUGGUUAAUACACCCACCAGCUCUAAAUAUUCACAUAUAUAAUUCUGCCUGGUUUUAUUUAUUUAUUUUUUAAUGCCAGUUAAGUAUAAAAUCAUCUGAGCAUGCUGUGGGUAUAAUGUCAAACAGAAAAAGUAUUCAUAACUUAAGUUAAAUAAUUAGUUACAACAAGCAGGCACCUGGCAGAGCUGGAGUUACAUAAAAUGCUUGUCAAGCAGUAAAUGAAUAUUAUGGGCCUCAGCUUGAGACAAAUAACUACAUAAAUGAAUAUGCAAUGUGAAGUAGCCAUUGAAGCUCCCUACUGUAUGAGCCUUUAGACAAAUGGAAGCUGCAAGGUGGACUCUACUCUCUACUACAGUAUAUGAAAUGUGAACAAUAGUUGUCAGUUAUAACAGCAUGUGAUAAUAUAUCAUUUUUACUGGGUAUAUUUGUAGAUAAAAGUGUUCCUUCUGGGACUGAGGGCUCAGGGCAAAUGUCUAUGUUCUGACCUAAAACUAGCAAUGGCAGUGGGUUGGACAUUCCUGCAUUAGUGCUAUGCACCAUUCCUCAAGAGCUACUAAUAUUCUGUUAUGUGGACAUGACUGCUAUAGUAUUUGUAAAUACAGGUUAAUGAUGUUCGUUGCUUGAGUACUGCAAAUCUGUCCAAGUUAUAUGAACUUCUUUAGUUGGUAAUGGAUUUGUCUGUCCAAGACUGAGUACUGGCUAGUCUCUCCAAGGCAGAGAAGUACUUCAGUUGAGUACUGGCUAGUCUAUCCAAGGCAGAGAAGUACUUCAGUUGAGUACUGGCUAGUCUAUCCAAGGCAGAGAAGUACUUCAGUUGAGUACUGGCUGGUCUAUUCAAGGCGGAGUACUUCAGUUGAGUACUGGCUAGUCUAUCCAAGGCAGAGAAGUUCUUCCAUUGAGUACUGGCUAGUCUAUCCAAGGCAGAGAAGUCCUUCCGUUUAGUACUGGCUAGUCUAUCCAAGGCAGAGAAGUUCUUCUGUUGAGUACUGGCUAGUCUAUCCAAAGCAAAGAUGUUCUUCAGUUGAGUAUUGGUGGGUUUUUCCAUGGCAGAGUAGUCCUCACUGAGAGUUGGUGCAUCUAGGCAGGGCAGAGAAAUUCUUUAAGUAUUGGUGAGACUCUCCAAGGCAGAGAAGUUCUUCAGUUGAGUACUGGUGAGACUGUCCAAGGCAGAGAAGUUCUUUAUUUGAGUAUUGGUGAGACUGUCCAAGGCAAAGAGGUUCUUUAGUUGAGUAUUGAUGAGACUGUUUCAAGGCAGAGAGGUUCUUCAGUUGAGUACUGGUGAGACUGUCCAAGUUAAGUUCUUUGCCAGAUUUCUGGAGAGUCUGUCAGCUCAAGCUUUAUGAACAAGUCUAUUUAAGAAGAAGAAGUUCUCUCUUUGCACCACUUAUUCAUAGCCAUGAAUUCCCUUAAAUCAAGACCAGUUUGUGGUUCUUCACUGGGGUCAAAUGCUCUGAACUAUUCAGCAUCCAACAAAACCAAUAUACAUAACUUAGUUUUUUUAGCACCUUAAAAAUAGUGUUUACUGAUUUACUGCUUUCAUUAGCUUCACACAACUGUUCACUUUUUAUGUAGUAUUUUGUACAUACAAUAUGUUUGCUUAAUUUUCUUUGUACAGCGCCUCCGACCUAUUACGCUGCUUCUAGCAAGUCUUUCUAACCGCGAGCAUCGCCAGCCAGUGCAAGGCUGACAGCUUUUCUCUGCUCUUGACCACGCUAAAUAUUCCAGACCUGUAAAAUAACCUUUUAUGAAAGAUUUUGUGAAACACUGAACUUGGUUUUACCAGUGGUAUCUAAAUGUAUAUAUUUAUUUGUUACAGAGAAAUGCUAUUAAAAUACACAUCUCUUUUGCAGUAUACAGUAUUUCAUGUUGAAGAAAUAAAGAAGCUUUAUAUUUGGAAGGCUUUGAAUUUUAAACUUGUUCUACUGCAUGCAGCUUUGCUUUGAGUUACACCUAUCUUUAAUGCCAUUACGAUGGAAGACUUCAGUGUCUAUUGCUUGUAUUAUUUAAAAAGAAACAGUUUCUACUUUGUAUCUGAUGAUAAAAUCCAUUUUUAAUACCUGGCGUGCAGGUAAUUAACAGCAAAUUCUUACAAGCAAGUGUAUUUGUGUUAUCUUCCUUUUUUCUGCUUUUUUUCUUGAAUAGAUAUCUAAUAAAUUUUGCCUGGAGUAAAACAA
Molecule: messenger RNA, 11312 nt
Organism: Xenopus tropicalis (tropical clawed frog)
Lineage: Eukaryota; Metazoa; Chordata; Amphibia; Anura; Pipidae
Gene: sorbs2
Product: sorbin and SH3 domain containing 2
Exons: 30
Coding region: 702-6098 (1798 amino acids)
Cellular component (GO): anchoring junction
Source: RefSeq, a predicted model, not a curated record